AUGAGUGCUUUUAUUCUUUGCAAAAAAUCUGCUUCCACAUUUGCAAUUUUGCGGUUUGAAUAUCCUCUUAAAGAUAAACUGAAGAGGAAAUGUACACUUUUAUUUUGCAGACAAGCUUUAAGAAUGGAUGAAGGCUUUAAACCACAGACACUUGACUCCAAUCUUCAGAAUCCAUCAGAGACAUUGCUUUCCAUUCGACUGUUAGACUUUAAAACAAGUUUAUUGGAGGCUAUAGAAGAACUGCGUAUAAGAAGGGAAACAGAGAUAAAUUAUGAAGAUCAUAUAAGUAAAAUUGUUGUAGAGAAACAGGAACUUGAAUGGCAGAAGGUAACUGUCUUACAUGAUUAUAAUAUGAGGCAUCUUGAUAUGUUAAUGUGGGGGAAGCUAUGUGGCAACAUCUCUGUACUGUGAUUGGCUUUGGAAACUCUGCAGCAUCAGACAGAUAUGUUACAGCAACAGAACAAAGAAGCUAUGGCAGCUUUUAAAAAGCAGUUACAAGCAAGGAUGUUUGCCAUGGAAGAAGAAAAGGGAAAAUACCAACUUGCUGUGAAAACAAAAGAAAAAGAAAUUGAUGGGCUGAAAGAAACACUUAAAACGUUACAGAUUUCAAAAUAUACUUUACAAAAGAAACUGAAUGAAAUGGAUCAGAAAUUACAGUUGCACUUAACAGCAAGAGAGGAGCAUCAUAAGAAACUGAAUGAAGUUGAGAGGUGUUAUGCCACUAUUGUAUGUCAGUUUGGCAUUGUUAAAGGUGUUCAUGGACAAUUAGAACACAGUGUACAGGAAGCGAUACAGCUCAAUAAGAAACUAACAUCAGUGAAUAAAAAACAAGAGACUGAAAUAAGUAAUCUGAAGGAAGAACUGAAGAAAGUAACUACAGACUUGAUAAGGUCCAAGGUCACAUCUCAGUACAGGGUGGGAGAAGAAAACAUCAAUCUUGCAGCAAGGGAAAAACAGUUUCAAGAACUGCAACAAAAAAUCAGAAUGGAGGAAGCAGUUAGUAAAAAAGUUAAAGAAGAAAACACUCAAAUUAAAGGAGAAAAGCUGGAAAUUCUCAGCUCUCUACAAAGUGUGCAGGAGCUGCUUCAGCGAAUAACCCAAACGAAUAUUAGAAUGGAAAGUGAAUUAAAUGCACUGAAAGAAGAAUAUCAGACCCUUGAAAGAGAUAAUGAGCUGCAAAGGGAGAAGGCAAAGGAAAAUGAAGAAAAGUUCCUUAAUCUUCAGAAUGAGCAUGAGAAAGCACUGAGAACUUGGAAAAAAGAUGAGGAAAAUAUGAGAAGAGAGAUAGCCACUAUUAAAAACGAGCUGAAUUCCCUUAAGGGGGCUCAAGGACAUCUUGAAGAUUAUCCUCCUCCUCGGGGAAACCAGCAUGCUGAGCAAGUGGAAAGUCUGCAGAUCCAUUCAACAGUUCAGCCCAUACCAACAAAUGGGAGUGGUCAAGAACCAUCAAAAUACAGUGAAAUGCAGACUACUCAGAAGGAAAACGAGAGAAUGCAAUCUAUACUAAGAAAAGACAGUAUUCUUGGACGUGAAGAUGAAAUUGAAGUAAAAAACUCCUUAAACAUUGAGGAAUUACAGAUAGAACAAAAUUUACAAGUUCUUGAAAACAGUUUUAAGGAUGAAAUUAAUGUUGCUAGCCAUUAUGAAGAAAAGCAAAGGGAGGUUUCUCCCAGGAAUACCCUCUGCACAGAUACUGAUUUAAUUACCCAAGGACGGACCUCGGAAAUACGUGUCACUGAGUGCAAAGAAGCAGAAAAUCUAGGAACUACACAUAGAAUGUUACUGGAGGAAAGCAAUGCAAAAUUGGAACAAAAGCUACAGGACAGCACUGAUCCAGUGGCAGCAUGCCACACAGAAACAAGACAGGUAUUUUUAGACAGCACUGACACAGUUUUCUAUGAGAAAAAUGCAAGUCAAGGCACCAAUUCUAGUAAGCAAGAAUUGUGUAACACUACACAUGAAUCAAUUUGUACUGAGGCAGACAAACAAUCGAAUACUAUAGAGCACAACAGUGCCCUUAUGCCUGAAGCAUCUGAAAAAGAGUCUGAAGCAGUUAUCUGCAUUGAGAAGAAUGUUGUGUGUGAGAGAAUGACUGAUAAUCAUCAAGAAAAAGAAUUCAAUUUUGGCAUCCUUCCUUAUGCUAAGGAGAAUUCUCAGACAGAAUACCAGAAAUGUAGCUUGCUGGACAGUGAUAAUUAUGUAGAUAACAGAUUACAUAGAACAGAAAAAAACUUGUUAAAGGUGAGUGGUUUACGUAGAGAUAAAUUUCCUUUUAAACAGACACAUGUAGAUGCUGAAGACAGAAAUUACAAUGACAAAGACAGAAACAUGAACAGAAAUAGUGCACUAAGGAGUACUGGUAUUCCAGCCACUGAUGCUCAAAAUACACCCUCUGUUUGUUGUGAUAAUGCAAGUGCCAGUGCUGCUGCAAAAGAACACAGUAGUAAUAUGCCUGUUUCAGGUACUUCAAAUUUAUGCCCUGAAAAAGUAGAUAAAGGAAUAAAUGUGGAUGACAGGCACAGCAAACAAACUGAACAAGGCAGUACUGAGCAAUCAGGAGUUGAUACAAAUAUAUGCACUCUGAAUGCUGAAGCUGUAUCUCCAGUAAAGGCUGCUGAUCUUGAAAUAACUGUUCAUAAAGUCCCAACAGAUGGAAUUAGUACAGAUAAACUUUUUCUGUGUGAAAAACUUAAUGAUGAUAUUCAGAUACAGUUAAUCAAAAAUGGACAUUCCCUGGAGAUUAAUGAUAAUUCAAUAAAUAAUACAUUGUUAAAAGAGAAAAAAGGAUCACUGCACAGUACAGUUCCAGGAAGGAAGUUUGCUGAGGGUCACCUGAAAGAAUCAUGCUCUUUACCCAUGAGAACAUCUGGAAAUUUAGUAAAUGUAAGUGGAAGGUCAUCCUUUGAUCUUUCAACUUCAGAUAAAAAAGCUGAGAAAACUCCAGUACACUUCAAUUUUUUAGACCUUGGUUCUUGUUCAAGAGUAAAUCAAAUGAGAAGUCAAGUUACAUGGACUUCAGCUUCCAAAGAACCUCCUGUUUUGAAAGAGAAACUACCAUGCCUAGUGGAAAACAGAAAGGUUAUUUCAAAAGCACCAUGUCAAAGUCCCAAUGAAAAUGUUGCCAAGAGAAAAAAAGAACUAGGUUCUAUCAGUUCUAACAGAGCUGCCGACACUUUGAGUACCUCUAGUAUCCACCGAGACCCCCAGGGAGACCCUAGUGAAGAAUGGAAUGCUACAGCAAAGACUUUUUAUGAUUCUUCUUUUCCCAGAGAACACGUGAAAGAAGGAUUUACUGCUUCACAUGAGCAGUCUUCUCAUGUAACUGUAACUCCAGCAAAAAGUGAAAGAAUGCUUGGAGAUGAAGGCAGCUGUUCUAUUCAUAAUUCUAAGAUACAAAAUCAAAUAGAAGAAAUUGAGAAAUUCCUCCAGUUGGAGAGACUUUGUUCAUCAAGAAAAAGAAAACAUGAAGACAGAGAAUAAAGAACAGUGGCAGGAACUUAAAAGCAUGUACGUGUCUGUUAGGCACAGAUAAAUCACUUGCACAAACCAGAGUGAUAAAGGUAUUCCUAUAGAAUGUGGUAUGUAUUAAUUGUGCUUUCAUGUUUAAUACAAAGUAUAGACCUCUUCUGUUUAAAAAUGGUGAAAUUCCUACUAAUAAAGUUCUGUUUCUGCAGUCAACUGCACGCAAGUUGUUACAAGUUUUGCCUGAAGUUAAAAGUUCACUAAAGUUUUAAUAAACCUGUAAGUAAUAUUAAACUAUUGCUUAAGAUUCCCCUCUUUCUUGUUCUGAGGAACUUUUGACUGAAAUAAUUCAAUUUGGUUUCUGUCAGACUGCUCAGUCAAUUUUCAAACAAUCAGCUGCAACUGUUUCAAAAUAUAAUGGCUCCUCCUAGAAACAUAACAACUUAAAGCAGUUCAAAGAGGCAGAUGAAGAAAAUCAUCUGCUUACCUCUACUACAGAAGUAUUUAAAUAUUUGUCUAAGUAAUACCUCUGUCAGCACUAAAGCAUCAGGUAUGAUUCACAAAGAUAUACCAGCAGGUAUUGCUUCAUAGUUUCACUUUUAACUCACUCAUGUUUUUCCUCCUUUAGGGUAUGAGGGAAGCUCUCUCUCAUUUCACAUUAUUUACACUCUUUUUUCUGAUUACCC
Cygnus atratus (black swan) is the source of this 4148-nucleotide messenger RNA. RefSeq names its product coiled-coil domain containing 73 (gene CCDC73). Lineage: Eukaryota; Metazoa; Chordata; Aves; Anseriformes; Anatidae. The transcript is spliced from 19 exons. The record is from RefSeq and is a predicted model, not a curated record.